GCGGCGCUCAGGUGAGGGGCGGCAGUCGGCGGGCACGAACGGGGGUGCCGGAUUCGCUGCUCUGAGAGUCCAGGAGGUCCGGGGAUCCGGGGUCCGGCUCGCGGCCGGGGCUGAGAGGGGCUGCUUGGUUCUCCUCGGGUUGUGACACUUGACAGCUAAAUGUGAAAUCUUAGCGGUGCUUAUGGAGAGGUGCAGUGGAUGCCUGUGCUCUGACAGCCUGAGCGGUGCCCUGGCUCAGGCAUCACCCAUGAGCCGGCCAGGCUGAUCCCGGUGAGAGCCAUGAAAGGCCGCAUCUCCUCAGGGACCGAGGCUCCUGGGCCAUGUCUUGCCAGGACGUAACAGCAGCAGCCCAAGCUGCGACCAGACAAAGCUAAAGCUGCCACAGCCACACAGGUGCACAGGUGCCAGGGUGGUGUUCAGCUGCAAGUCCCUCACUGCCCUCUAAGUACCUGUGGCCACCUCGAGCCACUGAGCUCUGCCACUGUGGUGCUGCCAGGCCCUGACCUCUCUGGCAGCAGGGACAGCUCUCCAGGUCACUCCUCAGGGCUGAGAGACGCUUUACCAGUGUCUGAUCUCUGCAGUGAGAUGUCGUGCCCAGAGGAACUGGAUGCCCUGGCAGAUGUGGAUCUGCUUGACUUUCUCCUGAAGGAUGAUGCUCCUUGCCCUGAAAUCCCAGGGGAGCAGAAUGGUCUGCUGGAAGACUGGGGCUUGCCAAUGCCUGAGCUCCUGGACAAGGAGAUGGAUGACUUCAUCAGCUCACUGCUGAGCCCCUUAGAAGAUGAACCGGACAGGCUCAGUUAUUUGCCUACCAGCAAUGACAGCAGCAUUUCUGGGGAUCAGCAUCUGUCCCGUUCCCUUGGUAGCAAUUUUGCCAGCCGAGACAUUGUGCAGGUAGAUCAUAACUACUCCCUUCACCAGGACUGGCCUGCAUCGGAAAGUGUGAGGUCUGACAUGGCAGGAGACGUUACCAUUGAGCUAGGGGCAUGGGUGGGUUUGGAAGGCACAAGCAAGGCACUGGAGCAGAGCACCAGUUCCCUUAUUGCUGUUGCUGUGGAAGAUGAACCCCAGCUUGUGCCUGGAGCCAUUGUACAGUCUGACUUCCCAGAGCUGGUUCUGACAGAGGAGGAGAAGCAGCUCCUGGAAAAAGAAGGUGUUACAUUACCAACCUGUCUGCCACUGACCAAAGCUGAAGAGCGAGUUCUGAGGAAAGUGCGUCGUAAGAUUCGGAACAAGCAGGCAGCUCAGGAUAGUCGUCGUCGUCGGAAAAUCUAUGUGGAUGGCCUGGAAAACAGGGUGGCAGCCUGCACAGCUGAAAACCAUGAACUGGAGAAGAAGGUGCAGCAGUUGCAGAAGCAGAACAUGUCACUGCUCAGGCAGUUGCAAAAACUGCAGGCCUUGGUGAGACGGUCUGCACCCAAAACUACCAGAAGAAAAACCUGCACCAUGAUCGUGGUUCUGUCCUUCUGCCUUGUCCUGUCCCCCAGCAUCCGCUCACCCGGAAGUGUAGAGCCGCAGCGGGAGCUCAAGGUGCUGUCACGGCAGAUCCGCGAGUUUCCAAACCAGGGAGCACCUGAUGUGCAGCAUGACACUGAGCUGGAGGGCUUCAGCCCAGAACCUGGAGAUCCCUUGCUGUCAGGCAACCUCAGUCAGUCAUGGGAAGAGGGGCAGAGUCCACUUAACUCCGGUCCCAGAUCCUUCAAUAGCAACUCAUCCUCUGACCCUCCAGCAGCAGCAGGCUCUGAGCCAGACUCACCCCAGAGUGAUCCUUUGCCGGCAGCAGUGCUGGUGCCAUGGAAACCCAAGGGUCAGGAGUGGAUGGAACACCCUGACAGAGUUCUCAUCCAGCAGCACCAUGCCAAUGAGAUGUGACCAAUGCUGCGUCCUGCUCCUUGGGAUGAUACUGAGCAUCCUGUGGGGCAGGGAUAGAACUGCACUAUCAGAUUAUCUAUCCAAGUCCUUCUGAAUACUCUCCUGAUUGACAGCAGCUCAAAGGGUUUAUCAGGGAGGAAUCAUUCUGACAUUUUUUAUCAGGCUCUAUCUGAGAUGGGACAGGAAAUUCUGAGAACUCCACUGUAGCUGCUGAUGUGGCUUGCAGCCCAGAGUGCACCCAGUGUCUUGUGGGGAUGGGCUGUGGCAGGGAGGGUGGAGGCAGUUGGACUGAUGUGCCAGUACUUGGUCCGACUGGAUGCAGUUGGUGAUGGAGGCCACUGCCCUGCUUCUUUACUGCCCAGCUGGAGAUGAACAGGUACUUCUUAGUCUGUGUUGUGGCCCCAAACAUGUGUUGCAUGUCACUGCUGCUUGAUCCUGCAGUGCUGCCUGCUUUCUAGGCGUGAGGGAGCAAGCUGACCUUCAGUGCUCUCACACAAGUAGUCUCGCUGGCUGCUGCAGCAGACCCAGCAUGUUGCCUGUUCCUGACAGCUUUUGAGCCAUGGCCACAGCUCCCAGCCUGGCUAGAGGAGGUCCUUCCUGAGCCAUGUGUGCUGUUUGCCUACUGUAAGGGCUGAGCCUUUCAUCUCCUGCGGGCUUCUGGGCUUCGGGGAGCAGGCAUGCCUUGAGCCAGACUGCUGAGGCAGCACGUUCAGAGAGCAAACAGCUCCUUGCUCUUUUGAAGGCUUUCCUGGCCACGGGACAGUUUCAAAGCCAUGUCCUUGUGUGCCCAGGCCUUGCUGUGCUGGCUGAUGAUUCAGUCAAUGGUUCUGGGCUGAACAGAAACACUUUGAGCUGGUGAGCAGUGUCUUUGCCAGAGUGCAGCUUAGUGGUACCUGUAGAGUUCUCCUUGUCCUACUGCAGGACAUUCCAUAGACUCAUAUAGAAUGGUUUGGGUUGGAAGGGGCCUCUAAAGGUCACCUAGUCAAAUUCCCCCUGCAAUGAGCAGGGAUAGCUUCAGUUUGGAUCAGAACAGUGAUUAAUAGCUUCCUCAUUAACAGAGUCUAAAUAAAUAUUAAUGGUGUG
Messenger RNA from Prinia subflava (tawny-flanked prinia), 2952 nucleotides. It is a transcript of the gene CREB3, whose product is annotated as cAMP responsive element binding protein 3. Gene Ontology annotation, cellular component: nucleus. The transcript is spliced from 11 exons. The record is from RefSeq and is a predicted model, not a curated record. Gene Ontology annotation, molecular function: RNA polymerase II cis-regulatory region sequence-specific DNA binding; DNA-binding transcription factor activity, RNA polymerase II-specific. Gene Ontology annotation, biological process: regulation of transcription by RNA polymerase II. NCBI's taxonomy places the organism in Eukaryota, Metazoa, Chordata, Aves, Passeriformes, Cisticolidae. Bases 586 to 1869 code for a protein of 427 amino acids.